UGCUGCUGCUGUGUCAGGGUGUCUGAGGGACGGUGCGAUGGCCGGCGCGGUGGGCAACUACCGGCUCCGCUGCUCCUUGGUGGGGCACGAGUUGGACGUGCGGGGACUUAGUUGUUGUCUCUUCCCGAGCGGCUCGUUCGUGUCCGUAUCUCGGGACCGGACAGCUCGUCUCUGGGCGCCGGACAGUCCCAACAGAGGAUUUACUGAAAUGCACUGCAUGAGUGGCCACUCGAAUUUUGUUUCUUGUGUGUGUGUCAUCCCUCCAAGUGACCUUUACCCGCGUGGAUUAAUUGCCACUGGUGGUAAUGACAACAACAUUUGCAUCUUUGCUUUGGACAGCUCUGCACCACUGUAUGUCCUGAAGGGUCAUAAAAAUACAGUUUGUAGCCUCUCAUCUGGGAAAUUUGGCACUCUGCUUAGUGGCUCAUGGGAUACAACAGCCAAAGUUUGGUUGAAUGACAAAUGCAUGAUGACAUUACAGGGCCACACUGCAGCAGUCUGGGCUGUGAAGAUAUUACCUGAACAGGGAUUAAUGUUGACUGGUUCAGCUGAUAAAACCAUUAAGCUAUGGAAGGCAGGUAGAUGUGAGAGAACAUUUACUGGACAUGAAGACUGUGUAAGAGGCUUAGCUAUUUUAAGUGAGACAGAAUUUCUUUCCUGUGCAAAUGAUGCCAGCAUUCGACGAUGGCAGAUAUCUGGAGAAUGUCUUCAAGUUUAUUAUGGACACACCAAUUAUAUAUACUGCAUAUCUGUCUUCCCACAAAGUAAAGAUUUUGUUACCACUGGUGAAGACAGAUCACUCAGAAUCUGGAGAAAAGGCGAAUGCACACAGACAAUCAGGCUUCCAGCUCAAUCUGUUUGGUGCUGCUGUGUGUUAGACAAUGGAGAUCUUGUUGUUGGAGCAAGUGAUGGCAUUAUCAGAGUGUUUACAGAAUCUUUGGAGCGUGCAGCAAGUCUGGAGGAGAUUCAGGCUUUUGAAAAUGAACUUUCUCAAGCGACUAUUGAUCCUAAAACUGGCGAUUUAGGAGAUAUCAAAAUUGAUGAGCUUCCUGGUAGAGAGCAUUUGAAUGAGCCAGGUACAAGGGAUGGUCAGACAAGACUUAUUAAAGAUGGCGGAAAAGUGGAAGCUUACCAGUGGAGCAUUAGUGAAGGCAGGUGGAUGAAAAUUGGGGAUGUUGUAGGCUCAUCUGGAGCUACACAGCAAACAUCUGGAAAAGUGUUAUUUGAAGGAAAGGAAUACGACUAUGUUUUCACUAUUGAUGUGAAUGAAGGAGGACCUUCCUACAAGUUGCCGUACAACAUCAGUGAUGACCCAUGGCAGACUGCAUAUAACUUCCUGCAGAAGAAUGAUCUAAAUGCCAUGUUCCUGGAUCAGGUGGCCAAAUUCAUAAUAGAUAACACCAAAGGGCAAACACUGGAACAUACAAACAGUGGAUUUUCAGAUCCUUUCACAGGUGGUGGCCGCUAUGUUCCAGGUUCUUUCUCAGGGCUUAAUGAAGGACCUGCAGCAGAUCCGUUUACAGGUACUGGUCGCUAUGUCCCAGGUUCAGCAUCUGACCCUGCAGUUCCUCUAAGUAGAGCUGAUCCAUUCACAGGGACUAGUGCCUACAAAUCAGCUACAGCUAAAGCUGAAAAUAUUUAUUUUCCAAAGAGAGAAGCGGUUACGUUUGAUCAAGCUAACCCUGCACAAAUACUGGGUAAACUGAAAGAACUUAAUGGAAGUGCACCCGAAGAACAACAGUUAACGGAAGAUGAUUUAGGUCUUCUAGAAAAGAUGCUGUCUAUAACAUGCAAUAACUCUAUCGAAAUUCCCACAGCACAGCAACAGCAAACUUUGUGGAAAGCAAUUAACUGGCCAAAUGACAUUGUCUUUCCAGUGCUAGAUAUUCUUCGAUUAUCGAUCAGGCAUCCCAGCGUGAACGAAAGCUUCUGCAGUGAAAAGGAUGGCAUUCAGUUCUGCAGCCACCUUAUCAAAUUUCUGAACCCUGGAGAAAAGCAAGCCAACCAGAUGCUGGCCCUUAGAAUUUUCUGCAAUUGUUUUAUCCACCCAGUUGGCCAAAAGCUCAUGAUGUCACAGGGGGACUCAAUAAUGUCACAAGCAAUAGAACUGAAAUUGUGCAGGAAUAAGAACAUUCAAAUUGCACUAGCUACCUUGGCGCUGAACUAUGCGGUUUGUUUACAUAAAAUUAAUAAUAUUGAGGGCAAAGCUCAGUGCUUGUCAGUGAUCAGCACAGUCAUGGAAGUUGUGCAAGAUCUCGAAGCCAUUUUUAGAUUGCUUGUGGCUCUUGGGACACUAAUCAGUGGUGAUUCAAAUGCUGUACAGUUAGCUAAGUCUCUAGGGGUUGACUGUCAAAUUAAAAAAUAUUCCUCUGUAUCAGAACCAGCUAAAGUAAACGAAUGCUGUAGGUUUGUCCUUAACUUGCUCUAACCUCUUUUUUUUAAGCACUUGAGAGUCUAGGACUAUGCUGAAGAUAAUUUUUUUCAUAUUUUACAAGAAAUGAAUAAAUACUGUGGGUUAACUAUCUGGACAUUAAGUGAAACAAUCUGAAUAAAACCUUUUGCACUGAU
Molecule: messenger RNA, 2568 nt
Organism: Elgaria multicarinata webbii
Lineage: Eukaryota; Metazoa; Chordata; Lepidosauria; Squamata; Anguidae
Gene: PLAA
Product: phospholipase A2 activating protein
Exons: 14
Coding region: 38-2428 (796 amino acids)
Biological process (GO): ubiquitin recycling; proteasome-mediated ubiquitin-dependent protein catabolic process
Cellular component (GO): cytoplasm; nucleus
Molecular function (GO): ubiquitin binding
Source: RefSeq, a predicted model, not a curated record